This is a messenger RNA of Lontra canadensis (Northern American river otter), 3778 nucleotides long. RefSeq names its product hephaestin like 1 (gene HEPHL1). Lineage: Eukaryota; Metazoa; Chordata; Mammalia; Carnivora; Mustelidae. Bases 29 to 3511 code for a protein of 1160 amino acids. The record is from RefSeq and is a predicted model, not a curated record. Gene Ontology annotation, cellular component: plasma membrane. Gene Ontology annotation, molecular function: copper ion binding; ferroxidase activity. Gene Ontology annotation, biological process: iron ion transport. The transcript is spliced from 20 exons.
AGGCUGUUUGCCUGAAUUACAUCCACAAAUGCCUCGGAAGCAGCAGGCUGACUGCAUCGUUCUCUUCACAUUCCUGGGUCUGUCUGGGCUGGUUGGCGCAGUUACCAGAACAUACCACAUUGGGAUUGUGGAAGAAUACUGGAACUAUGUACCCCAAGGGAAGAAUGUUGUUACUGGAGGAAGUUUUUCAGAAGACAAACUUGCAACCUUAUUUCUUGAAAGAGGGCCAAACAGGAUAGGUGGUCUUUACAAAAAGGCUGUUUACAGACAUUACACAGAUGAGACCUAUUCCACGGAGAUCCCCAAACCUCCCUGGCUUGGAUUCCUGGGCCCUAUCUUGAGGGCUGAAGUGGGUGAUGUGAUUGUCAUCCAUUUAAAGAACUUCGCUUCCCGACCAUACUCUUUGCAUCCACAUGGCGUUUUCUACAACAAAGAUUCAGAAGGAGCCCUAUACCCAGAUAGAACUUCUGGAAGAAAUAAGAAUGAUGAUAUGGUUCCUCCUGGCAGAAACUACACCUAUGUCUGGCCAGUGAGAGAAGAAUAUGCCCCUGCUCCAGCGGACGCCAACUGUCUGACCUGGGUGUACCAUUCACACAUUGAUGCUCCUAAGGACAUCUGCUCUGGGUUAAUUGGCCCGCUCCUGGUGUGCAAGGAAGGUGUCCUGAAUAAAUAUUCAGGGGCAAGGACAGAUGUGGACCGAGAGUUCAUUAUAAUGUUUACUCUGGUGGAUGAGAAUCAAAGCUGGUACCUUGAUGAAAAUAUCAGACAUUUCUGCACCAACCCUGAUUCGGUUGACAAAAAAGAUGCUGUUUUCCAGAGAAGUAACAAAAUGCAUGCCCUCAAUGGAUACCUCUUUGGAAACCUCCCAGAGCCUGAGAUGUGUGUUGGUGAAUCAGUGUCCUGGCACCUCUAUGGGAUGGGGAAUGAGAUAGACAUCCAUUCCAUCUAUUUUUAUGGCAACACAUUCAUCAGCAGAGGGCAUCGGACUGAUGUCAUCAACCUGUUCCCAGCCACCUUCCUGACAACGGAAAUGGUAGUUGAGAAUCCUGGGAAGUGGAUGAUAACUUGCCAAGUUAGUGAUCACCUACAAGCUGGGAUGCUGGGACAAUAUAAUGUUGGUAACUGCAAAGGUGAUAUUCCUCACCCCAAAAUGAAGGGUCAACAGAGGCACUACUUUAUAGCAGCUGAAAAAGUCCUUUGGGAUUAUGCUCCUCAAGGCUAUAACAAAUUCAGUGGUCUUCCCCUAAAUGCUUCUGGCAGUGACUCCGAGCUCUACUUCACACAAGGGGACAACAGAAUUGGAGGAAAAUAUUGGAAGGCUCAGUAUAUGGAGUAUGUUGAUGCCACUUUUACUCGAAGAAAGAGACUCUCUGAGGCAGAAGCCCAUCUUGGAAUUCUUGGCCCUGUCAUCCGGGCAGAGGUGGGUGAUACCCUGCUAGUGACCUUUGCCAACAAAGCCGACAAAGUCUACAGUAUUUUGCCCCAUGGCGUGAUCUAUGACAAGGCCUCUGAUGCAGCCCCAAACAUAGAUGGAUUUCUGAAGCCAGGGGCUCAUGUGAAUCCAGGUGAAACCUUCACAUACAAGUGGAUGGUGCCUGAGAGCGUAAGCCCAACAGCAGGUGAUCCCCCCUGUCUGACCUAUCUUUACUUCUCAGCGGUGGAGCCUAUCCAGGACACCAGUGCUGGCCUUUUGGGGCCAUUGCUAGUCUGUAAGAAGGGUGCUCUCAAUGCCGAUGGGACACAGAAGGGAAUAGACAAGGAAUUUUACCUCCUCUUCACAGUCUUUGAUGAGAACUUGAGCAGGUAUCUUGACGAGAACAUUCAGAGGUUCACAUGGCGCCCCUUCAGUGUUGACAAAGAAGACAAGGAUUUUGUGAGCUCCAACCGGAUGCAUGCUAUUAAUGGCUUUAUGUUUGGCAACCAACCGGGCCUAACCAUGUGCAAAAAAGAUAGAGUUUCCUGGCAUAUGAUUGGAAUGGGCACCGACACGGAUAUGCAUGGAGUUUAUUUUCAAGGGAACACCAUCCACAUACGAGGGACUCACCGCGACACCCUAGCCCUGUUUCCCCAUACCUCCACUACGGUUUUCAUGCAGCCGGAUCAUGCAGGUAUUUUCAGGCUAUUUUGUUCCACCAUGCACCACUUUGUGAGAGGCAUGAAUCAGAUCUAUGAGGUCAACAGCUGUGGCAACAAGGACCCUUCAGAGCAGCCAUACGGGAUGAUAAGAACCUUUUACAUCGCCGCUGAAGAGGUAGAAUGGGAUUAUGCCCCUAACAAAAACUGGGAGUUCGAAAAGCAGCACUUGGACGCAGGAGGGGAAAGACACGGAGAUAUAUUUAUGAACCACACUGAAAACUGGAUUGGCUCUCAGUACAAGAAGGUGGUUUACAGAGAAUACACUGACGGAGAAUUUGUGGAGAUCAAAGCCCGACCGCCACGAGAGAAACACCUGGAACUCCUGGGCCCAAUGGUUCAUGCUGAGGUGGGCGACUCCAUCCUGAUCAUAUUUAAGAACAAAGCCAACCGGCCCUACUCCAUCUCAGCCCAAGGUAUUGCAGACAUGGAGAGCGGAAAGCAGCUCCAAGCAUCUGUCACAAGGCCAGGAGAAAUAAACACGUACAGGUGGAAUGUCCCUAAAAGAUCUGGUCCAGGACCAAAUGACCCAAAUUGUAUUCCGUCAGUUUACUAUUCAACAGUAAACUUUGUGAAGGAUACAUAUAGCGGUUUGAUGGGUCCUCUGAUUAUUUGCAGAGAAGGAGUGUUGAAUGAAAAGGGAAGAAGAAGUGAUGUUGAUUAUGAAUUCGUUCUCUUGUUUUUGGUAUUUAAUGAGAAUGAAUCCUGGUAUCUGGAUGACAAUAUUAAGAAGUAUCUCAAUAAAGAUCCACGAAAUUUUAAGCGCACUGAUGAUUUUGAAGAGAGCAACAAAAUGCAUGCUAUCAAUGGAAAGAUUUUUGGGAAUCUCCAUGGCCUUAUCAUGAAUGAAGAUACGAUGACAAACUGGUAUCUGUUGGGAAUGGGAAGUGAAGUGGACAUACAUACCAUCCAUUAUCAUGCUGAGAGCUUUCUUUUCAAAAUAGAUAAAUCUUACCGAGGAGAUGUGUAUGAUCUCUUUCCUGGGACAUUCCAAACCAUUGAGCUGUUUGCUGAUCACCCAGGGACAUGGUUGUUACACUGUCACGUGUCUGACCACAUCCAUGCUGGCAUGGAGACAACCUACACAGUCCUUCAGAACAUAGACAACAGGAUCCCUUACUCCACGAAAUCUCCAUCUGGAGGAGCAUCUCACCCAGCCAUAGUGCCCCCCAAUGGAGAACCUGGCAAGGAGCAGCUCUAUUUCUUUGGCAAGAAUCUGGGUCCUAGGGGAGCCAAAGUAGCCUUGGUCAUCCUCUUCAUCAUUGGACUCCUCCUCCUGAUCUCCACAGUGAUUCUCUCCCUCAGACUGCGGUCGGCAAGGAAGCAGGUCGCAUACCGGGAAGUCCAGUCCUGCGCACUCCCCACGGAUGCUCUGUGAACCAGCUGGUCGUCCUCAGCAGGGAAACUGGACAAGGCAUCGUUCAUCAAGACAGGUUUACAUUAUAUCUUGGAUCAGGCUUUGAUCCUCCAGAACACAAUCAUAGCAAUUUGCUUUUACUUAUUUAUUUUUUUAAUGGGCUGUGAAUAAUCCUCAGGUAUAAAAUACAGAAAGAAGAACAGGUGUGACUGAGAAAACACAUUCUGUUCUCUGAAAGAGUUUGCUGAAGUGGGACAACCUUCUGAAAGAUAUCUCUAUUUUCCUUUU